AUGGUCCUCCUCGCAAAAGUAGGACCUCUCGGUCCCGUAACAAACUCCUUCAUUAUCUCCGCAACUCGCCGCGGCCAAAUCCGCCUCUACAACAUCCUCCAAGACACUACCAUCCCCGAACCAAAACGAAAACACAUUCCCUCAUCUGGCACGUACCCCAAGGGCUUCCGCGUUUCGGGCACUCAUGUCGGCGUCAAAGCCUCGAAUACGAAAUACCCAGACUUGGCUCUCAUUUCGUCUGAUGAGCCAUGUACCGCGGCAGCAGCGGUGUUUACGACGAACAAGUUCCAAGCCGCGCCUGUGCAGGUUAGUAAAUUGACCUUGGAGCAGCGGAAGGGCAACGGGAUUCAAUCGGUUGUUAUCAAUUCUGGAUGCGCGAAUGCUGUUACGGGAAAAGGUGGUUUGGAGGAUGCGCGGAGUAUGGCUACGAAGGUGGAUGAGUGUAAUGGUACUUCGGAGCCAAGUACUCUCGUCAUGAGUACCGGCGUCAUUGGUCAGAGACUCCCCAUAACCAAAAUCCUCGACAAAAUCCCUACCGCCCAUUCCAACCUCGCCAACACCCACAACGCUUGGCUCGCCACAGCCCGCGCAAUCUGCACAACCGAUACAUUCCCCAAACUCAUCUCCCAGACAUUCACCCUGCCAUCGUCGCCCGGAAUCACUUAUAGUCUGGCCGGCAUGACCAAAGGCGCGGGUAUGAUCCACCCCAACAUGGCCACACUACUUGGCGUCCUAUGCACCGACGCCCCAGUCGACGCCUCCGCAAUGAAACCACUUCUGCUACACGCCGUCUCCCGCUCCUUCAACUCCAUUUCAAUUGACGGCGACACAAGCACAAACGACACAAUCGCAUUCCUCGCCAACGGCGCGGCCGGCGGCCAACCCGUCACUGCACCAUCAUCACCAUCUACAGCAACAUCAGCAGACUACGCCGCGCUACAAAAAGUGCUCACCUCUUUCGCUCAAUCACUCUCUCAACUCGUCGUGCGCGACGGUGAAGGCGCAACGAAAUUCGUGACUGUCCGCGUCCAGAAUUCGCCCUGCUACGAUUCCGCGCGCCGCAUUGCGUCGACGAUCGCGCGGUCACCGCUCGUCAAAACCGCGCUGUACGGACGAGACGCGAAUUGGGGCCGUAUCCUGUGCGCAGUAGGAUAUGCAGAUGGCGUUACUGAGGGCACAGUUGUCCCCGAACGUACGAGCGUCAGUUUCAAGCCUGUCGACGGCUCGCCUAUCCUGCGGCUGUUGGUGAAUGGGGAGCCUGAGGUUGUGGAUGAGGAGCGCGCAAGUGCUAUAUUGCAGGAUGAGGAUUUGGAGAUCAUUGUUGAUCUUGGUGGUGGUGAGAAGGGGGAACGGGGUCUUGGAGGAGAGGAAGCUGUGUACUGGUUCUGUGAUUUUAGCCAUGAGUAUGUUACUAUUAACGGUGACUAUCGGACUUGA
Messenger RNA from Talaromyces amestolkiae, 1437 nucleotides. RefSeq lists its product as uncharacterized. Gene Ontology annotation, cellular component: mitochondrial matrix. The record is from RefSeq and is a predicted model, not a curated record. The transcript has 2 exons. The coding region runs from base 1 to 1437 and encodes 478 amino acids. Gene Ontology annotation, biological process: L-arginine biosynthetic process; L-ornithine biosynthetic process. Gene Ontology annotation, molecular function: L-glutamate N-acetyltransferase activity, acting on acetyl-CoA as donor; L-glutamate N-acetyltransferase activity, acting on acetyl-L-ornithine as donor. NCBI's taxonomy places the organism in Eukaryota, Fungi, Ascomycota, Eurotiomycetes, Eurotiales, Trichocomaceae.